Molecule: messenger RNA, 1727 nt
Organism: Cuscuta europaea
Lineage: Eukaryota; Viridiplantae; Streptophyta; Magnoliopsida; Solanales; Convolvulaceae
Source: the annotation of a GenBank genome assembly
UUUUAAUGUACUGUUCAGUGUCAUCUUCAUACUCUUAGUUAGAUUUGUAUGUUUUAGAUGGAAUUAAUGACUUUAAAUUAGUAAAUUGCAAUUUGAUUGAGGUUUUCAUAUAUUGUUCAUUGUCAUCUUCAUACUUUUAGUUAGUGUAAUAUGUUUUAGAUGGAAUUAUUAACUUGAAAUUGAGAUUUGUGAUUGGAAAAAAAUCACAUGCAUUAUCUGUUGUACACAUCGCAUUGAAGUUGAGCUUUAUAAAUUAGUAUAAUAACUGAUCAGUUCAUUAUGAUUUUGAUAUAUGUUCAUUGGCAUCUACAUUGAAUAGUUUAGUUUAACACAUUUAAGAAGUUUAAUAUUCUACCAACAUUAUAAAUUAUAAAUUAUUCAAUUUGUAUAUGUAUAUAUCAGGUCAUUGUAAGAUCAUGCACAAGAGAGCUAUUUGACAAUAAGAAUGAAUUAAAGGUUAACUGCUUUUCAAAUUUGCACUAUGACAAUUGAAGGAAUAAAUGCAUUGCUAAAUGAGGAACAACUUAAGGAAUUUCAUUGCUAAUUUCCUGAUUGGGAACCAGAAGACUGUCAAAUGCCCAGAGAAAUACAUCAACAUGGUAGACAAUAUGGACUUGGUUAAUGAAUAUACAUGGGGUGAUGAAAUCUGGGAAGAUCUGAUUGAAAGAGUUUCUAAAUGGACGCAGAGCAUCAAAAAAGCAAAAAAUGAUAGGCUCGUAAGUGUUUACUAGUGACAAUACUGCAUCAAAUGAUGAGAAAAACAUGUCUGGAAAGAAAGAAAAGGAUUCUGAUAAUCCAAUGUGUGAUAUGCCAAGUUUUGAUCUUCAUCUUGAUGAUACUCAGAAGAUGAAAGCCACUGAAUGGUUAACCGAUAAAGAGGAAGCAGAUGCAGCACGUGAUGAUGCUUCCAUCCAAUUAGAUAAACAGAUUGAUAGCAAUGAACCUCAGCCAAUUUGUGGUCAAAAUUCAAAUGUUGAAGUACAUGAAGAAGUUGAUGUGCUGGAAACACCAACUCCAACAAGCAUCAACACUCAAGAGCUGCAAACGUAUGUUAAUACAGUCAUUACUCAUGUCAUUAAAGAUCUCAGGCAAGAAGAGAAGGGAAUUAAGCCCAACACUGGCAUUUGAGAAGUAAUCGGGACAAGUCCAGAUGCAUUUGAGAGUUGAUUAGGAGCAUUGGAGGUCAAUGAUGGUUUAAAGACGAAGUUUUGAAGACAAAAGAGCUUUAGAAUUGGCUACGGGAUCGAAAGAAGACGAGUAGAGCUUGAAAACGGCGUUCAGAAUGGCGUUAUGUCAAUAGUUCAAGCAUAUCCUUGUGUAGAAACAUCUAAAGAACACGAUUCAAGUUUCAUAUGAAAGCUAAUUUCAAGGGCUACAAAUCAUAUGAAGACACCAUUAACACAAUCUGAGAGUAGAAAGGUGAAAACAGACGAUUCAGACAGAUACUCUCUAUUGCGAACUCAGGAUGUGAUCUUCCACCAUUUAUUCAUAUCUUUUGAUUAGGUGAUUCAAAUCCAGUUUUGCAAGUUUUGGUGGAUAGAGGACUUCAUUUUCUAACACUUUCGUGAAGAAAGCAUCGUCAAAUUCGGAAGAGAAGGGCAAGCUCCGUGCGCCCGAAGUUGGGCACGCCGUGCCCACUGAAGGAAACAACGAGAUGGCUACGGGAGGUCAGGCACGGUCGUGCCUAGACCCGAAACGCGCAGAUGCUCCUCAGGCACGGAUGUCAG